Triticum dicoccoides is the source of this 492-nucleotide messenger RNA. RefSeq lists its product as uncharacterized. The record is from RefSeq and is a predicted model, not a curated record. Lineage: Eukaryota; Viridiplantae; Streptophyta; Magnoliopsida; Poales; Poaceae. Bases 1 to 492 code for a protein of 163 amino acids. The transcript has 5 exons.
AUGACGAUAAUAACUAUGGAAUGCCAAAGUGAAGUGAGCAAGGCUCCUUUUUUGGCUAUUUGUGAUAUCCAGUCUGAUGCAGAAUCAGCCGUCCACACUAGGCCAACUCUGGACAUUGGGUUUACUACACCACAGAAAUCUUAUAGUGCACCUUUCUGUGGCUCAUAUUGUACUCCAGAGUGUGAUGAUGCCAUCAGACCAGCCAUAGGGAUGACUUUUGCUGAUUUGAACGCAGCCAAGGAGUUCUAUGAAGCUUAUGCACAUCAUGUUGGUUUUUCAGUACGUGUGGGGCAGCAAAAGACUGUCAAUGGUGUCGUUACUCACAAGUGUUUCUACUGUGACCGUGAAGGUUUCCGUGAAGAGCGGAAAGACAUUGGGCCUCCUGAGGAGCUAUACACAUGUCAGAAACUACAGCAGUCAACUUUCAGGUCUUAUUCCAGUUGGUCCCCAAAGCUCAAAGCUGACAAGGUGAGUAGUAACCUUUGUACUUAG